Molecule: messenger RNA, 319 nt
Organism: Paramecium pentaurelia
Lineage: Eukaryota; Ciliophora; Oligohymenophorea; Peniculida; Parameciidae
Source: the annotation of a GenBank genome assembly
AUGUAAAAUCAAUAAUUUGGUAGUGAUGCAAAAGCAUACAAAGAAUAAGCACAGCAGAGAAAACAAUAAAAAAUUGAAAAACUUUGGAAUGAAAUAAAUAACAAUCCAGAAUUGAAGCCAGUAAUUGUUAUAAUCUAAUACUAGCAAUUUCUCCAAUUAAAAAAAAAAAUAACAAUUUCUCAUAAUAAAAGAGAAGAGACCACUGGGAUGAUAAUGAGUAUGAAAGAAGAAUAUAAUUAAUUAAAAGCCGACAUCAAAGAGUUUCUGAAAAAAUAAAACAAAAUCAAAUCAGUCAACAAUCCUUCUAAUAACAAAUGAC